This is a messenger RNA of Plasmodium gallinaceum, 999 nucleotides long. Its product is annotated as conserved Plasmodium protein, unknown function. Gene Ontology annotation, cellular component: cytosol. The record is from RefSeq and is a predicted model, not a curated record. The coding region runs from base 1 to 999 and encodes 332 amino acids. The transcript has 4 exons. Lineage: Eukaryota; Apicomplexa; Aconoidasida; Haemosporida; Plasmodiidae.
AUGAGUUGUUGCUCGAAAAAUUCUAUAAAAGUAGAAAUACCAGAAAAAAAAACACUUGAACACACACAAAAUGACAGCAAUAUAAAAAGUGACAAUCAUGACGAUAUUCCAGUGUCUACUGUUACAUUAAAUGAUGGAUCUGUUUAUACAGGCACUACUCUAGAUGAUAAGCUUCAUGGAAGGGGUAUUUUAAGAUAUGCAAAUGGAGAUAUAUAUGAAGGUGAAUUUGUUGAAGGAAAAAAAGAAGGUAAGGGAAUAUGGUCUGAUAAAGAGGGAAAUAGCUAUGAUGGGUUUUGGAAAAAUGACAAAAAGCAUGGAGAAGGAAUUUAUAAAACACAUGAUGGUUUAAUAUUUGAAGGAUGUUUUAAUAAUAAUAAAAAGCAAGGGAAAGGAACAAUUACAACUCCCGAAAAAACAAAAUAUAUAUGUACUUUUGAAGAUGACGUAGAAAAAGGAGAAGCAGAAUUUUUUUUUUCUAAUGGAGACCAUGCUUGGGGAUAUAUAAAAGAUGGAAAUUUAGAAGGAAAUGGAAGAUAUGAAUUUAAAAAUGGAGAUUUAUAUGUUGGGAAUUUUAAAAAUGGAUUAUUUCACGGAAAAGGUUAUUAUAAAUGGAAUAAUAACUCCUCUUAUCAAAUUUAUGAAGGUGAUUAUAUUGAAGGAAAAAAGCAUGGAAAUGGGCAAAUUAUAAAUGUAGAUGGAAGGAUAUUACGUGGAAAAUUUGUGAAUAAUAAUUUACAUGGAGAAAUAUUAGAAAUUAGUCCUCAAGGAAAUCAAGUAAGAGUUUUAUUUGAUAACGGAAAAUAUGUUAAGAUUAUUGAUAAAAUUAAGGAAAAAUUGAAUGUAAAAGAAAUUAUGGAAGAAUCUGUUAUUAAUACCACUAUUUUUUCAAAUCCUGAAUGUUAUAAAAAAAUUUAUGAGAUCGAACAAAGAAAUAAAGCUAAACUUAGAAUUCAAAUAAAAAAAUCUAAAGAUAAAAAAGAAUCUUUACCAAGAAUGUGA